Rhagoletis zephyria (snowberry fruit fly) is the source of this 934-nucleotide messenger RNA. Its product is annotated as BMP-binding endothelial regulator protein-like. Gene Ontology annotation, cellular component: extracellular region. Lineage: Eukaryota; Metazoa; Arthropoda; Insecta; Diptera; Tephritidae. Gene Ontology annotation, molecular function: BMP binding. The record is from RefSeq and is a predicted model, not a curated record. Gene Ontology annotation, biological process: positive regulation of BMP signaling pathway.
UUUCCAGGUUGUAAGAUCAAUGGACAAGUUGUAGCCGAGGGGCAGGAAGUAGUCGGCUCGAUAGACGAUCGUUGCAUGGUGUGUCAGUGUUCGCAAAAUAAACUAACCUGUGCCAAGAAGACAUGUCCAAUACUACAAUGUCCCAUUUCAAAGCAAACACAAAAUCCCAACGAGUGUUGUCCACGUUGUACCGAGCACCGCGAGUUUAUGCCAGUAACUGGCAAAUGCAUUUUCAACAACAAAGUCUACUACGAUAAGACUCAAUUCACGCCCGAUCGCUGCACAAAUUGCACCUGCAGCAAUGGCACAUCGGUGUGUCAGCGCAACACCUGCCCCGUGCUAGAAUGCUCGCCCGAGUAUCAGGAAAUGGACGGCUGCUGCCCACGCUGCAUCACAUCGGAAGUGCGCAGCGAAUGCAUACACAACGGUAUUACCUACAUGAAUAACGAGACUUGGAAUUUGGGUCCAUGCCGCUCGUGUCGCUGUACUGCCGGCAAUAUACGCUGUUCCGAAAUGCGCUGUGCGGCGGUGAGGUGUCGUUCGAAUGAGGAGAAGAAAACUUUGCCGGGUGAGUGUUGUCCACGUUGCCUAGAGACCGCUGGCACCUGCACUGUCUUCGGUGAUCCGCACUUCAAAACGUUCGACGGCAAAUUCUUCAGCUUUCAGGGUUCGUGCAAAUAUCUGCUCGCUGCCGAUUGCCGUGAUCAUUCCUUCUCCAUACGUCUGACGAAUGAUGGGCGCGGCACGAAGCGGUCGUCGUGGGCGAAAACGGUAACUUUGAAAAUGCGCGGUAUGCGUGUGAAUUUGGGUCAAAAGCUGCGUGUAAAGGUGAAUGGCAGUCGGGUGUUGUUGCCGUAUCAGGGCGCGGCCGAUGGGCCCAUCAUCAGUAUCGAACGGCAAGGCGAAAGUAUUUUACUGCGGACCGAUGUGGGGC